UUGUGAAGUUAAUUUAAUUCGAUAAAAAAAAAAUGUCAGGCAUAUUUAAUCUUCUCAGUUUCAAUUAUCUCUUCUUCACAUCUAUUUCUUCAGUUGAGAUUAAUUUUAUUAAAGAUUAUUUCAAUGGACCUGCAGUAAUUGGUACAAAUUUUGUUUAUCCAGGCACAAAAUGGUGCGGAAAAGGAAAUGUGGCUUUCCACUACAAUGACCUUGGGAAAUACGCAAAAACGGACGCAUGCUGUCGAGAUCAUGAUCAUUGUAAUGAUGUUAUUCAUUCUACCGAGACAAAAUACAAUCUCACCAAUUUGGCGCCUUUUACAAGAGUGCAUUGCUCCUGUGAAGAGAAAUUUUACAAUUGUCUUCAACAAUCAAGGGAUAAAGUUGGUAGCAAAAUGGGAAUUCUUUACUUCAACAUUCUGGAUACUAAGUGCUUCCGCAAAGAUCAUCCGAUACGAGGUUGUAAACGAUACUCAAGAUAUCGAGGGAGAUGUGUCGUGUACGAUUUGGAUGAAGGCAGAUCAAUGAUACAUCAGUGGUUCGACGUGCUUCCCUUUAGAAAAUAAAUUGUCAUCUAUAUCAAGAUUCAAAUACACUUGCAAGUUGCAACCAAUCUUUCGAGAAAUCACUCGAUUACAACUAUCAAGAAUCUUUUCUCGCAACUCUAGCAGUGAAGAGAUUUUCAACGUUUGGAGGAGAAAUUCAGUUUCUUCACAAAUAUACAUAAAUGUCAGUUUUUGAUAAAAAUGCAACCAUUUUUCAAGGUUUGGAAAAAUUUUCGAAAAAAAAAUUUUUCGACGAUGGAAUAAUAUUCGAAAGUGUUGAAAGAUGAAAUAAUUUUUAAAAAAUGUUGGUCAAGGAAUAAUUACCAAAAAUAUUCAACGAUGAAAUAAUUUUCAAAAAUGAGACAAGGAAUAAUUAUGUAGCAAAAAUAUUCAAAGCUGAAAUAAUUUUAAUAAAUGAGACAAGGAAUAAUUAUGUACUAAAAAUAUUCAACGAUAAAAUAAUUUUCAAAAAUGAGACAAGGAAUAAUUAUGUAGCAAAAAUAUUCAACGAUGAAAUAAUUUUCAAAAAUGAGACAAAGAAUAAUUACCAAAAAUAUUCAACGCUGAAAUAAUUAUAAUAAAUGAGAGAAGGAAUAAUUAUAUACCAAUAAUAUUCAACGCUGAAAUAAUUUUCAAAAAUGAGACAAGGAAUAAUUACCAAAAAUAUUCAACGCUGAAAUAAUUUUCAAAAAUAUUAGACAACGAAUAAUUUUCAAAAAUAUUCAUCACUGGAAUAAUUUUCAAAAAAUAUUCAACUCUGAAAUAAUUCAGGAAAAUUCAACAAGAAAUAAAUUUAAAAAAUGUUCAACGCUGGAAUAAUUCAGAAAACUUUAACAAGAAAUAAAUUGCAAAAAUGUUCAAUGAAAAACAACUUUUAAAAAUGUUAACCAAGAAGCAAUUUUUAGAAUAAGUUCCAAAAAUAUUCAUCACUGGAUUAAUUGUCAAAAAUAUUCAACGAUUCAAGUGAUUGACAUUAAUUAAUCAUGGAAAAACUACCAAGUAAUAAAUCUACCAGAAAUCGUCUAAAUCUCAGCAAAAAUGACAAAACUGGACCAUAUGAAAUCGCCAGUGACUGAAACUACAUAAACCAAAAAUCAAAAGGCAGUGAAUAAAAUUAUCCCAAAAUUAAAAUUGAUAAAUUGGAGUUGAAAGAAACUGUAAAUAAUUGAGUGAAACUAUGACAAAAAAAUACCAAAAACAAAUCGCCAA
This is a messenger RNA of Leptopilina heterotoma, 1751 nucleotides long. It is a transcript of the gene Pla2, whose product is annotated as phospholipase A2-like. The record is from RefSeq and is a predicted model, not a curated record. Bases 33 to 563 code for a protein of 176 amino acids. NCBI's taxonomy places the organism in Eukaryota, Metazoa, Arthropoda, Insecta, Hymenoptera, Figitidae. The transcript is spliced from 4 exons. Gene Ontology annotation, biological process: arachidonate secretion; phospholipid metabolic process.